GUUGGCUCGGUACAGAGGGACUAGAGAGAGAAAACGAACGUGUGCGACAUCAACUGCGCAGGCCGCACGUAGCCCAGCGGAUGAUUUGCAAUCGCCCGCGCCUUCUCAGGUCGCAACUCAUCAUCCCCUAACCACCACCACCCACCCCGCGCAGUCCAGCCUCUGCCAUAUAGGAGGAGGACGGACCGCCUCAAUCUUGUCCAGUUGACAUAGCCAGCGGCAGCUCAUCAUCCAGACGACCAAACCGCCCUUCGGGUUGCUCCUGCUGAGCUUGCCGCCGUGUGCAUUUAUUGGAUCCAGGAUGUGGUGCUGCGCCGGUGAGAAGGAGGAGUACCACGGCCCGCCGGCCGGCAACCUUGCCACGCCGCCCCCGCGACCACCAGGUUCUUACAAUCUUCCGCGAGGCCCUAACGCGCCGAGAAACGGCGUGGGGCCAGCCAAGGUGCUGCCCAUCGACGUCCCCGCGGUCACGCUGGCGGAGCUCAACCGCCUCACGGGCAACUUCGGCGCCCGGUCGCUGGUCGGGGAGGGCUCCUACGGCCGCGUGUACCGCGCCAAGCUGGUCACUGGUGAGACCGUGGCCGUCAAGAUGUUCGACAACGGCGGCUCCGGGCAGUCGGAGGCGGAGUUCUGCGCGCAGCUGUCGGUGGUGUCGCGGCUCAAGUGCGACCACUUCACGCAGCUGCUGGGCUAUUGCCUGGAGCUCAACAACCGGAUCGUGCUCUACGAGUUCGCCACCAACGGCUCGCUCUACGACAUCCUGCACGGGAAGAAGGGCGUGCAGGGGGCCGAGCCCGGGCCGGCGCUCACGUGGGCCCAGCGCGCCCGGGUGGCCCUCGGCGCCGCCAGGGGCCUCGAGUACCUGCACGAGAAGGUGCAGCCGUCCGUGAUCCACCGCGACGUCCGCUCCAGCAACGUGCUCGUCUUCGACGGCCACGAGGGCAAGAUCGCCGACUUCAACCUCACCAACCAGUCCGCCGACACCGCCGCGCGCCUCCACUCCACCAAGGUGCUCGGCACCUUCGGCUACCACGCCCCCGAGUACGCCAUGACCGGCCAGCUUACGCACAAGAGCGACGUCUACAGCUUCGGGGUCGUCCUCCUCGAGCUCCUCACCGGCAGGAAGCCCGUCGACCACACCAUGCCCAAGGGCCAGCAAAGCCUCGUCACCUGGGCCACGCCAAGACUGAGCGAGGACAAGGUCAAGCAGUGCAUCGAUCCCAAGCUCAACAACGACUACCCACCAAAAGCAGUGGCCAAGCUCGCGGCAGUGGCGGCCUUGUGCGUGCAAUACGAAGCCGACUUCAGGCCCAACAUGACCAUUGUCGUCAAGGCUCUCCAGCCACUUGUCGGUGCCCGUCCGGGAGGAGGAGAUCACUAGCUUAGAGAAAGAUCCAUGUCAUGCAUGUCAAGGCCUUCGUCCUCUCCUGCAGCUAGAUUUCUUUUGGUGGAACCGGCAUUCAUAUGUUUAAAUCCUACUAGAGUGCUCAUAUUUUUUCUGAAUUUAUUCAGUAUACAAUCAUGUGGGUGCAUUGCA
Molecule: messenger RNA, 1537 nt
Organism: Triticum aestivum (bread wheat)
Lineage: Eukaryota; Viridiplantae; Streptophyta; Magnoliopsida; Poales; Poaceae
Product: probable protein kinase At2g41970
Exons: 4
Coding region: 302-1381 (359 amino acids)
Biological process (GO): protein phosphorylation
Molecular function (GO): protein tyrosine kinase activity; ATP binding
Source: RefSeq, a predicted model, not a curated record